This is a messenger RNA of Pecten maximus, 5166 nucleotides long. RefSeq names its product transient receptor potential cation channel subfamily M member-like 2. The coding region runs from base 180 to 4946 and encodes 1588 amino acids. Gene Ontology annotation, biological process: calcium ion transmembrane transport. The record is from RefSeq and is a predicted model, not a curated record. The transcript has 28 exons. Gene Ontology annotation, molecular function: ligand-gated calcium channel activity. Gene Ontology annotation, cellular component: membrane. NCBI's taxonomy places the organism in Eukaryota, Metazoa, Mollusca, Bivalvia, Pectinida, Pectinidae.
ACUUUUCAAGGGUGUAAGCAGCAAAAAGCCAUUUUUUAUAACAUCUUAAGCGGCAUCUCCUGGGAACAAAAUAAUAAACAACAUAUCGAUUUGUUAUAUUAUCGUCGAAUAUGCAUGGAGGACACUUCUGGGACGUGUGAAAUAACGCUGUAAAACAUAUUGAAGGAGUCAUGUAGAAUAUGAACGAAGAUGAUGCAGAUUAUUUACGCCGUAGGUUUAGUGUCGAGUCCGACAGGACAUUGGACAGUCUAGCUGAGCUUCACAACUUAGAUACAUCACACAGCACUCUAUAUAGUCCAGCCCACAGAAGGAUGUUUGGCAACGGUUACAGGGGCCAGAAACCUGGGGAGAUGGAGCCACCCCAUCACCAUGGAAACGAAAUGGUAGAGGUAACUGGACCAUCAAACUCACGACAAGGAGACAGAGCCGAUGAAGAGGGUGAGACAACCCCGGUUAGAAGGCUUCGGAUGAGAUCUGACCUCACAGGAGGUCACGAGGAAAGGUCAAGGCCAGGACCAGUGGAACGCGAGUUGACAGACAGCUACAUUGAGUCUUUAUCUCGAACACCUCGUUACAAUUCCCAAAUGGACUAUAACGAAAGGGUAGAACACCUGGCUGAGAACGAUCCAUUCCGCGGAGUAUACACUCCCUCAGGAAAGCAAAAGAAAGUACAACACAAAAAGAAGAAACACAGGCAUAAGAAAGAUAUGGACGAAACGGAAGAUUCACAACCAAAAAGAACGGAAGAAAUGUUUACAAGAAAGAAGAAAAAAUCUAAAAAAGGAUCCAGUUCUAGAGAUAGCACUGGUACAUUUACAAUAGACGGCCACUCCAAUCCAUCCUUUGAGAGAUCUGUUGACAAUUCUGUGGACAGACAUGAGGCAGAAUCGGUUCAAAGCAAUGGUACAUACACCCUUAACAGAGAGGACUCUUUAGCAAGCCUGAAAGCAUUCCACCCAACUGUCACAAGACAUGAUACCUCCAAUAGUUUUACUAUCAAACGUGCAUCGUCCAAAAGGAAGACUAAAAUCGGCAUUGACAGAGCUGGAUUUACAAAGUUCGUGAAAGACAACAUAAAACAACGGGAACCGAAACCCUUGGUUGAUCCUCAAACGACUGUAAAGCCUCCAGGAAAGAACAUCCCAAACAUGGAAAAAGGCAAGCAUGUGUGGCACUAUCACACACACACCGUCACGGAACCCUGCGACUCCUACGGGGAGAUUCAAUUCCACGGGUACGGACAUGACACCGAAUCCUCUCCAUCAGAAAAUCAUAACAAAAUGAAGCCAUGUGACUCCUACGGUGAGAUCCAUUUCCAUGGCUUUGGAAAGGAUUAUCUUGCUGCUCCAUACAUCCGACUGGCCAAUGACACAAAGCCAGAGUUGGUGCUGGACAUUAUACUGAACUACUGGAAACUGCCUACACCAAAACUCCUCAUCUCUGUCACUGGUGGUGCCAAGAGAUUCGACAUGAAACCAAAACUCUUAGAAAAGUUCAAACGUGGCCUUAUCCAGGCAGCAACAAGCACAGGUGCCUGGAUCAUUACCGGAGGUACACAUACAGGUGUGAUGGAGAUAGUCGGAGAGGGCAUCCGAGAGUACAUCCUCACCUAUGGCAAACAAAAGGACAUUGUCUGUCUCGGAGUUCCACUGUGGGGCAUUAUCGCCAAUAGGGAUGCUCUGGACGAGGACGAGAAUGGAAAUUUCCCUGCCAUAUACUCGAAACAAGGUCUGGAAGCUGAGAAAGGCAAGAGGACUGUGCCACUGGACCACAACCAUACUCACUUCGUCAUUGUAGAUGACGGUUCACGCGAGAAAUUUGGGGGCGAGAUUGAAUUCAGGGCCAAUCUGGAAAAGACCAUCUCUCACAUGUUGUGUAGUUCUGAGAGCAUGACCUCUAAUCUGCAGGUGAACACUCCAGUCAUCUCACUGAUCAUAGAGGGAGGUAUCGGAUCCAUGAAGACGGUCUCCGAGUCCAUCAAAAACGGAAUUCCGGUGCUAGUUCUGGAGGGAUCUGGGAGGGCAGCAGAUUUCAUCGCCGCCGGUUACCACAUAACCAAGGAUAUCAUGAAUGAAGACAGGAGUCAUUUCCCUCAGCACUACCACCAGACCAUGGAGGAAAUGGCCACCAACAAUUUUGAAUGGAAACCUGGCGAGACUAACAAGCCGGCCAAAAUAGCACAAUGUCUGAAACAGCUAGAGGAGUCCCUCAGAUCUCGUAGAAUGAUAACUGUCUUCAACUUGGGCGAUGCUGAGAACAAAGACCUCGAUAAAGCCAUUUUGAAUGCCCUGUUGAAAGCCAACAAGUCCAACCAGUCAGCCCAGUUGUCCCUGGCCCUGGCCUGGAAUAGAAGUGAUGUCGCCAAAAACACGAUCUUCUCGUCCGCAAAGAAAACAAUAUUUGGUACUUCCCUCCAUGAUGCCAUGACGACAGCUUUGAUUCAGGACAAGAAAGCUUUUGUUGAGCUCUUUCUGGAGAAUGGUGUAGAAUUAAAGGAUUUUCUUACCGUCAAAAACCUGUGGAAUCUGUACGCAAAUUGUCUCAACGACAAAACUGACCGGUCAGCUCAACUCUUCAACAACCUCAUCAUGUACCUCAAGCAAACCUGGGGAGCAUACCUCUGCUGUCGACCGGUUCAAAAUCUGGGGAAUCACCCGGAGCUGGUGGAGUUGGUGGGGAAGACCAUAGUUUAUAUAAUGGGAGACGAGGCUAUUAAUCCCUAUUACGACAAGGGCGAUAAAUUUGUAGUUGAUGAUGUGGAGCCUUGUAUGGGAUAUAUACCAGAUAAUAGAUCUGUGGAUACUUCAAUGGCUGGGAAGAAUUGGAGAAAAAUCAAACACGAUUUUGAUCUACCAGAGAGAGAAUUGUUUCUGUGGGCAUUGUUACUGAACAGGAUGGAUCUGGCUAAACUCUUCUGGAAAUUAGGGAGGGAUCAUUUAGGUUCAGCUUUGCUGGCAGCAGGUCUCCUCAAAGGUCUGGCUGAUGUAGCUGACGGUGAAGAGGAGAUUGAACUCAGCGUAUCUUUAGAGGAGAGCGCAGAGAUGUUUGAGAAAUUAGCCGUGGAUGUGUUAUCGCAUUGCUACAAGCAGAACAAGGCUCUUGCCCAUCAGUUACUCGUUCGACAGCUUGGAGAUUACGGUAACAGCACACUGCUGCUCAUGGCUGACGCCAAUGAACUGAUGGACUUCAUGGACCAUACCUGUUGUCAGACCAAACUUAACAGCGUGUGGAAGGGACGCAUGGCUCUUUAUACCUCUACCUACAAGAUACUUGCUGCAAUGGUGAUACCCGUUUUGAUUCCGGCCAUUAAAUUUACUUGCAACAAAAAUCCGACUGAGUAUCUGGAGGACGAUGAUGAGGUCGACUAUGAUGACCUUGGUGAGGUCAUGGCUAUUGAGGGGAACACCAUUGGUAACAGCAAGGUUGCCCCGGAAACAGCAGGAAAAUCAAAAAUCAAGAAAAAACUCUAUCAAGUCAGUUUAAUAGGGAAAGGAAAGGACGGGAUUAAUGUCUUUUCGGCAGGGUACCACUUCUAUACUGCACCAGUCACAAAGUUCUAUUGGUACACGGCUGCAUAUUUGGUUUUCCUGGCAAUAUUUUCUUACUUCGUAUUGACAAACUUAUACCCAACAUCUCAUCCAGACUCACCAUCUACCAUAGAAAUCGUAACGUGGGGCUGGACUAUCACCAUGGUGAUUGAGGAGGUCCGACAGGUUUUGACGCGUGACCAGAGAUCGCUGGUUCACAAACUUCGGAGUUGGUACUCCAGCAUAUGGAAUCGGUUUGAUCUGAUCAUGUACCUCCUAUUUCUUCUGUCGGUGAUACUGAGGUUCGUCCUCGAUGACAACAAUUUCACAUGGGCCAGGAUGACAUAUAGUAUCACCCUAGCUAUGUACUUCCUCAGGUUCAUGCAGGCAUUCUUUGUCGAGAAAAACAUCGGACCCAAAGUCAUCAUGAUCAGAAAAAUGUUGACAGACUUAAUGUUUUUCUUCGCCAUUCUGGCGGUGUUUGUGCUGAGUUUUGGUAUUGCGUACCAGGCAAACCUCUUCCCAAACGAUCCUCCGUCCUGGCGACUACUGAAACAGGUGGUUUACCUCCCUUACUGGCAAAUGUACGGCGAGCUAUUCCUGGAGAACGUGGAGGGUGAGGUGCCUGCCGAUUGCACUACCAACGAGACAAUAUGGCGGGCAGGAACGAUGCAACGAUGUGCGGAGAACAAUGCACUGGUGGCGCUACUCCUGGCCAUAUACAUGUUGCUGACCAAUAUCUUACUGGUCAACCUCCUGAUUGCCAUGUUCAGUGACACUUUUCAGAAGGUCCAAGACAACUCCCUUAAAGUAUGGCGGUUCUACAAAUUCUCCCUCGUCUACGAGUACUACGAGCGGCCGUCCAUUUUCCCACCUUUUAUCAUAAUCAAUCAUGCUUUCCGUGGAGGACGAUGGCUCAUGCACAAAUUCUGUCGAAAACUGAAUUACCACGAUGACUUUAAACUUCACCUGACGGACAGAGAUAAUACACGCCUGACAUUGUUUGAACGAGAGGCUGUAGAAGAUUACCUCCACACGUCACGAGAAUUGAAGAGGGAACAGCUCGACUCCAAGGUCACGACCACGUCAGAAAGACUUGAAAAAGUGAUCGAUGAAUUAGACAGCAUCAAGGAUACCGUGUCACAGACCGCCAAGCACAAGAGUUCUCUCACGGAGGCCACGACGGAUGUAACACCGCGGGAUGUCUCGAGUAGUCUCCUCACCGCUCGGUCCGUCAAAAAUGUGGAUCAGCGAAUGCAGGAUCAGAUGGACCAGUUGUCUUCUUAUGUACGUGAGGAACUCUCCUCUAUCCACAAAAGUGUGUAUGAUUUACAGGCGAUGAUCAUGGAGAACAAAAGACAGUCGGUCACUUCGCCUGCACUGGACAUCACACAUGUCACCGACUCUCAGGACGUGUAGACCGGUCAGUACGGGACAUCACACAUGUCGUCUCAGGACGUGUAGACCGGUCAGUACAGGACAUCACACAUGUCUCAACACUCAAGAAGUGUUCAGAAGUGGACAGCGGUCAGUGCUUUAUAUUGCAUGAUUUAGUAACUACAGCUGACAAAGUUAUGAUAUAUCUUUGUGUCUGACCAGGAACAGAUAUUCAGGGUUGUAAGAAUAUCUAAAAUUUGUU